Molecule: messenger RNA, 633 nt
Organism: Trichoplax adhaerens
Lineage: Eukaryota; Metazoa; Placozoa; Uniplacotomia; Trichoplacea; Trichoplacidae
Exons: 8
Coding region: 1-633 (210 amino acids)
Molecular function (GO): GTPase activity; GTP binding
Source: RefSeq, a predicted model, not a curated record
AUGGAUGAAGUUCAUACUACCAAAGUGGUGCUACUUGGCCGAACAGGCUCGGGCAAAACUUCCUUAAUCGUUCGCUACAUAUCAUCUGUUUUCUCAGAAAAUGUUAAACCAACCAUUGGAGCAGCUUUCUCAAAAAAGACAGUACAAUUGAUACAUGGAGAAGAACGGAAACAAGUUGUAUUGGCUAUUUGGGAUACUGCUGGCGACGAACGUUAUGAGUCUAUGGCGCCUCUUUACUAUAGAAAUUCAUCUGCAGCAAUUAUCUGCUUCGAUUUAGCAGAUCGGCAGAGUUAUAAUAAAGUUGAUUUCUGGGUUAAAGAACUGGUGGAGAAGGUUGAGCAGAACUGCAAAUUAUACAUCUGUGGGACAAAAACUGAUUUAUUGGCGGAAUAUGGAGGCCCCCUGAAACGUGCCGUUGGCCCAACUGAAGUUAUGGCUUAUGCUAAAAAGCUUAACGCAAAAUUUGUAGAAACGUCAAGCAAAAGUAACUACGGAAUUGAUGACCUAUUUAAAUUAGUUGCGGCAGAUUUUGCAGGCUUUACUCUAUGUGAAGCUCCACCUAUUGAAGAUUCCUUACGUCUGCAAGAACCUAAUCAAACAGAUGUUAAUGAAAAGAGUUCCUGUUGUUUUUAG